This is a messenger RNA of Setaria italica (foxtail millet), 990 nucleotides long. Its product is annotated as citrate-binding protein. The transcript is spliced from 2 exons. Bases 77 to 748 code for a protein of 223 amino acids. The record is from RefSeq and is a predicted model, not a curated record. Lineage: Eukaryota; Viridiplantae; Streptophyta; Magnoliopsida; Poales; Poaceae.
GCCAGCUAGUUGAGGCAACUGAUCCUGGCCAGCUAAGAAAGGGGAAAGCAAAGGAAAGUGCUGCUGCAUAUACGCCAUGGCUUCGUACACCCUCCCUCUUCCCUGGCUUACCUGCCUCUGCGUCGUGGUUGUCGUCUUGUUGCUGUCGCCGGCGGCGCUCCUUGCCGCCGCUGCCGACGACCCGACGGCGGGAUUCAAGGUUGUGAGCCUGAGCGAGAGCAACUUCGUGCUACAGCAGCCGUACGACGUGCCGAGAGACGCGCGGUACAGGUUCGUCGGCGGCGUGCGGCAGCUGUGGGUGCUGUCCUCCGACAAGCCCCACACCCCUCAGAGCAACACCAAACCAAGAACCGAGAUCAGGAUGAAGGGUUACAACUACUCUUCCGGAGUCUGGCAGUUCGAGGGCUACGGCUACGUUCCCUCCGGCACGACGGGGGUGUCCAUCAUGCAGGUGUUCGGCGGCGGCGAGUCCGCCACCACGCUGAUGCUCCACGUCUACGACGGCGAGCUCCGGUACUACAGCCAGCAGGUGGUCGAGAACAACAUCUACAACCGGUGGUUCCGCCUCAACGUGGUCCACGACGUGGACGCGUCGAGCCUCUCCGUCUUCAUCGACGGCGUGAAGAAGCUGCAGGUACCCGGCCGCGGCGGCGACUCGCACUACUUCAAGUUCGGCGUCUACAUGCAGCACGACGCGUCCAGCUUCAUGGAAUCGCGCUGGAAGAACAUCCGGAUCCUCAAGAAAUGAAGACUGAUCUCGAUUGAUGAUACCUUCUCUCCGUGCCAUCAUUGAUGGCAUGCAGCUUAUAUUGAUUGGGGUGAUUGUUUGCAUGUUCGGUUUAUGCAUUCCAGUAUACUAUCCAUCUAUAUACCGUAUCAUUGUAUGAUUUUGUGUAUCUUAUUGUUCGUAUCAUUACGUGUAAGAAUACGAUGCAUAUGUUAUGUUAUUUGUGUAAUGUAAUAAAUUGUUAAGGCAGUAAAUAUAUAGUC